AGACCAUGUCCCAGGCCCUGGAGCGCACCGAGGGCGGCUGGGCCUGGGUGGUGCUGCUGGCCUCCAUGGUGACCCAGGCCCUCACGCUGGGUUUCCCCCCCUGCAUCGGCAUCUUCUUCGAGGACCUGCAACGCCAGUUCCAGGCCAGCAACAGCGAGACCUCGUGGUUCCCGUCCAUCCUGACGGCCAUGCUGCAUGCGGGCGGUCCCCUCUGUAGCAUCCUGGUGGAGCGCUUCGGCUGCCGAGUGACCAUGAUGCUGGGCGGCUUGCUGGCCUGCCUAGGCUUGGUGGCCAGUUCCUUCUGCCAGAGCCUCUGGGCACUCUACGUCACGGCUGGCUUCAUCUCAGGCCUGGGCAUGUGCUUCAGUUUCCAGUCCAGCAUCACGGUCCUGGGUCUCUACUUCUCCCGCCGGCGGGCGCUGGCCAACGCGCUGGCCUCCGUGGGCGUCUCCCUGGGCAUCACACUCUGGCCGCUGCUCUCGCGCUCCCUCCUGGAAGAUCUGGGCUGGAGGGGCACCUUCCUGGUCUUCGGUGGAGUCCUGCUGCACUGCUGCGUGUGUGGGGCCGUCCUGAGACCCAUGCCCCCCCGCGCGGCCCCCCAGGCGCCAGCAGGCCCCCUGCUGCCGCCCAAGACGCCCGGCCCGGGCUGCCUGGUGGCAUGCGGCCGCGCCGCUAGGCGCCACCUGGCCUUCGACGUCCUGCGGGAGAAUGCAGCCUACCGCGUGUACACCCUGGGCGUCGUCUGGAUGAUCCUGGGCUUUCCACUGCCCCACGUCUUCCUGGUGCCCUAUGCCCAGCGGCAUGGGGUGUCCGAGCACAAGGCUGCCUUGCUCAUCUCUGUCAUCGGCUUCAGCAACAUCUUCAUGCGGCCGCUGGCCGGGCUGCUGGGUGGCUUUCGGGACUUCGCCCGCCACCGCAAGUACCUCUUCAGCAUGGCAGUGCUGCUCAACGGCCUCACCAACCUGGUGUGCGUGGCCUCGGCUGACUUCUGGGUGCUGGUGGGCUACUGCCUGGUGUACAGCGUGUCCAUGAGCGGCAUUGGCGCCCUCCUCUUUCAGGUCCUUAUGGACCUUGUCCCCACAGAGCGAUUCUCCAGCGCCCUGGGCCUCUUCACCAUCCUGGAGAGCAUCUCCAUCCUCAUCUCCCCACCACUGGCUGGGCUCCUCCUGGACACCACCGACAACAACUUCAGUUAUGUUUUCUGCAUGUCCAGCUUCUUCCUCAUCUCUGGGGCGCUCUUCAUGGUGGGCGGCUUCUACGCCCUGCAGAGGAAGGAGCAGCAGGCCCGGCGUGCGGAGGCUGAGGGCGUGAGGCCAACAGCUGCCCAGGAGCCGAGCCUCAGCCCCACAGACAGCAAGGGCGCCAAGAAGCCGCCCAGCACAGAGGUCACUUGUGUGACCAGCGUCUGAGCCCAGAGGCCUGAGAACUAGAUGUCCAGCUGCGCACAUUGGAGGCCAGCCUCCCAGGAGG
This is a messenger RNA of Sorex fumeus (smoky shrew), 1470 nucleotides long. It is a transcript of the gene SLC16A5, whose product is annotated as solute carrier family 16 member 5. The record is from RefSeq and is a predicted model, not a curated record. NCBI's taxonomy places the organism in Eukaryota, Metazoa, Chordata, Mammalia, Eulipotyphla, Soricidae. The transcript has 4 exons. Gene Ontology annotation, cellular component: membrane. Gene Ontology annotation, biological process: transmembrane transport; monocarboxylic acid transport. Bases 6 to 1409 code for a protein of 467 amino acids. Gene Ontology annotation, molecular function: monocarboxylic acid transmembrane transporter activity.